Pungitius pungitius (ninespine stickleback) is the source of this 3880-nucleotide messenger RNA. RefSeq names its product alpha-kinase 1 (gene alpk1). Gene Ontology annotation, cellular component: cilium. Lineage: Eukaryota; Metazoa; Chordata; Actinopteri; Perciformes; Gasterosteidae. The record is from RefSeq and is a predicted model, not a curated record. Gene Ontology annotation, molecular function: ATP binding; monosaccharide binding; protein serine/threonine kinase activity. Gene Ontology annotation, biological process: cytoplasmic pattern recognition receptor signaling pathway; innate immune response; protein phosphorylation. The transcript is spliced from 14 exons. Bases 191 to 3508 code for a protein of 1105 amino acids.
CAGAGUGCAGUCCUGCCCGACCAGGAAGAAGAGGACAACAAGAAAACAUAGUCGGUGCUGUUUAAUACAUGUGUAUCAGAAUAGGGCUUCAUCAAGUGGACAUAACAGUAAAGGAGAGGGUUUUCUAAAGGUGAAGAAGCCAAGACAGGGGAAAAUCCCAAGUCCAUAGCUGCAGCAUCUGUUUACCACAAUGGACAGCCGGGAGGUGGGGGGUCUCCUGCAGGAGUGCCUUGGAGCAGUGGCCCCAUCUCAACAGUCCACCGAGCCCACCGAGGCAGAGAGGCUGAACUACUGCAGCUGCAGAGACUCGCUCUGUGCAGAACUGGCCUCUCUCCUGCAGGAGGCAAUGGAUAUGAAAUGGCCGUUUGUACCGGAAAAGUGGCAGUAUAAGCAGGCAGUCAGUACCGAAGACAAGACCAACCUAAGUGACCUUAUCAAGAAAAACAUAUCUCAGCUCUUGGUCGUUCUAAAGGCUUCCAUUGUGGCUCGGGAGGCUCGCACCGCGCUGGCGGUGGUCUUCCUGGUCGACCGCUUCCUUUACUGGACGGACGAGUCCAGCCGGCUGCUGAAAAUCACCAAGCUGCUCCACAGAUGCCAUCCUGACGCUCCUGUGGCCCCCCAGCUGGUCAUACGGCAGGCCAGGGUCUACUUUAACUCUGGCAAACUACAGAAGGCAGAAUACAUUCUGAGCAGUCUGAUUAACAACAGCGGAGCCACCGGUUGUUGGGUUUACCAAAAUGAAAGUGACAGGGCUCUUGUGCAAGCAGUUAGUGUUCAAGUACGUGGGAUGGUUCUGCAGAAGCUUGGCCUUUGGCGUGAGGCUGCAGAGCUAAUCUGGGCCUCUCUUGUUGGCUACUACGCACUUCCACAACCUGAUAAAAAGGGCAUUGGAACCUCUCUUGGAAUACUGGCCAACAUAUUGGUAUCUAUGAAUGAUGAGGACUUCCACGCGUUUAGGACUAAUCCACAAAUUGAUUUGUCUUUACUUGGUGACAGGAGUCAUCGUCUCCUCUCGGCAGCCCAGGCAGCUAAGAUGGCGGUGGUGUACAGCCAGUACACUCCCCUCUAUGUGUUGACCAAUGUGGCAACUCAAGGGACCUGCUUGUUAUCGUACAAUUUCUCGGUGGAGUGCCCUGACUCUCAGCGGCGGUCUUUCCUCCUGCAGGCUAGAGAGGCCUUUUCCAUCGGUCUGCUCACCAAAGCAGAAGGCGAGCUGGUCACCAGCAAGCAGGAGCUUCACACCCUGCUGAAGGCUGCAUAUUCUCUCACUGUCACUCACAAAUGGCUCGGUGCCCCUGUGGAAGUUGUGGAGCAAGCAAAUCAAGCUUGCCAAAAAGCUUUAGCAAAUUUCUAUGAUUACUGCAAUGCAGAUAUCAAGGACAAAGACGGCCUCUGUGCUGAAAUCAUGCAUCUGGUCACCCAAGUCAAGCUUCUGCUGCGGGUGGAGCCUUUCAUUAAUUCAGAUGAGGGGUCUUUUAUCCCUGACAGCUACAGAAACAUCAGAGACACGUUGGUCAAUUUUACUCUGGAAGGCUUCGCCGAGGUGAUGCUGAGGUUACAAAAGCAUCACGCAUCACUGUGCGAGACGACCAACGCAACCUGUAAGAGGACCAAGGACAAGAUGGAGGGGUCAAAGUUAUGUAUAACUGCAAUGGGUACGACCAUUGGUACGCUCAACACAGAAAGCAGCACCGAGUCCUCCAAAGUGUCCCCCAAUGAAGAGGAGCCAGAAAACAAGGGUUCAAAAACAACCUCUGUGCACCCAACUCAGAGGUCUGACCCGUGUUCCACUUUAGGAAGCACAGAUAACUUUGGCUCUUCAUGGCAGAACUUUUCCCUGAGCAGUUCAGGGUCUCCUCGGCCCAGCUGCAGCAACUUCCCAGGAGGUCAGGCUGUUGAACCUCAAGCAGAUGUAUGUCAUCAGAAUUGUCUGACCACUGAGGAUGAUGACUGGUCAGGCAGCAUUCUUCACUUCACUAAUGAAAACAAGUCUCCAGUCAGUUCCCAAACUAUCCCGAGACCUGUAAUCCCUUCCACUUCCUCUUCUAAUGCGAGUUGUGGUUCAGAUAAGUUUGAAGUGAUACAAGCUGGAAUAGAGACACUGGACACUGAGGAGAAUUGUGUAAUUGACGAUGCGGUGGCAAAACCGUCAGCCACUGUGGGAGCAGCACAGUCCUUAUCCCAGCUAGCUCUCGGAACCUUCUCCAGCUCACUCAAUGACAGCUUUGGUUCCCAGUCAUCAUGGGAGAAAAUUUCCCUUGACCCAAACUCUCCCACAAUCAGAAAACCUCAGCUGAGGAGCCUAUCAAAAGAAGGAACCAGUCAAAGCAGCAGGUCACCAGAGUCUGACAGGAGCUUCUUCCUCUUGGAGACCCUUGAUUCUGAGACCAAUGAUUCUGCUCACGAUCCCACGCACAAAAACCACACAUCCCGAGGGGAAUCCAGACCUGCUAGCAACAACUCUUCAGCAACCCCAUAUCCAAACGUCUCCCAGUUUGUCCCAGAACAGUGUGCCGCCACUGAAACCUCCACCGAGAGUUCAUUUGAGAUGCUGGAGGACCAUCGAAGUGAAGACGAACCUGGUGAAGUAACUUCAUCAGAAAAUGGAAUUGCCCCUCAAAUGAAGAACUCCUCGUGCUACAGCUGUGUGAAGCAGAGCAUUGUAGCUGACGUUGUCCCUGAGAGUCCUUAUGUGUUGUCACAGCAUGAUUACCAAGCUCUACUGGCUGGAGUCUGCUAUGAAUGUCUGCUGAAGAGGUUUCACGGUGACAAAACACAAUUCAAACUUAAGACACACAGAACUGCUCACAGUGCUCUUCAUUUAAAGUUCUCCAAAGCCACAGGACUGUGGACAGCCAGGGAGACCUGUGCUUACAUCGGGGAGCCGAUGGGGAUGGAGGGAAAGCAGAGAGCGGCUAUAUGGGUGCAGUUUUUACACCAGGAGGAAAGGUUAAGCAGUUAUGUAGGAAAAGACUACUUGAAGCCAAAGGGCAUCCAGUUUCACCUGAGAGAUGUGGAGCGACAGAUGACAGCCCAGCACUACGUGACUGCGUUCAACAAGAGUCUUUAUGAGAAGGAAAUGACAGCUCAGAUCUACUUCAUUCCCUCAGAAGCUCUGCUGAUUCUGAACGGAAAUCAGAUCGCAGGCUGUGUAACAGUGGAGCCCUACAUGUUAGGAGACUUUGUCAAACUGACCAACAACACGGUAAAGAAGGACAAGAGUAUACAAGCUACAGAAUAUGGCAUCGCCUUCGGACACUUUACCUGCCUGCUCUCUGACUACCAGGAAGUUGUUGUAGACCUGCAAGGGUGGGUGACAGCAAAUGGCAAAGGACUGACCUACCUCACUGACCCCCAGAUUCACUCCACCAGGGCCCCCAAAGGCCCCUCCAACUUUGCUGCCAGAGGCCUCAGGUACUUCCUGGAGGAGCAGCAUGGGCCAGAGUGCAAUGUGGUGUGCCAGCUGCUCCGACUACCUCCAAUGCCCCGACAGCCUCACAAACUUUGAGGAGUUUGUGUUUUCAUAAUGAAAUGAUCAAUCAAAGUACCGUUUGUUCCAAUAGCACGACAUAACGAACAACGUAGAAAAGUAGAAAUCAAUAUCAAAAAAUUAUCAAAAAUUGCAUUCUAUUAACAUACACGUGUGUCCAGUUUUAUUUUGUCAGUAAUUAUACUCGACAUACAUACUCCUGUGCUUUCCCUUUUUGGCUGUCAGAUUGUCUCUAUGCACUCAUCGCUCUCCAGUAUUUCCUAUCAGUCGUUUGAAUUUGACCUGCUCUCAACUCUUAGAUUUUCCUGGUCCCUGUUGGAAUUGUUUGCCUCCAUUGAUAGACCUUCCGUGUACCCUUACCUUGCGCCGAAUAAAUGACCUUGCCUACUA